AUAAACAUAAAGAAAUGAGAUAAAUGCUCUCUCUCUCUCUCUCAUGGGUUUUGGGGAUCCUUCUGUCUUGCUUCCGAGAAAAAUUCCAUCUUUGGUCGGAGCGCCUCAUCGAAUUCCCGAGAGGGAAACCCUAAUCCACCCUGAUCGCGAAGCGAGAACUUUAUGGAAUUUGAAGGGUGGGUUCCAAGAACUGAAUACUGAUAGUGGAAAUUGGAAAGCUAAUUCCUUGACAAUUCCGAAGGUUGUUUUGAUGGGCUGAAAGAAUUCAUCAUUUGAGGUCAAUAAGGUCGAAUUUGAUACCGCAAGCUGAUUCCAGAAUUCGAAUACAUAAGUAGUGGAUUCUGAAGGGUAUUGAAUGGAUUCUUUUGAUCUCAACACCCGCUUGCCUCCUCGGAAGCGACUACUUGCCGGGCUAAAGAAGGAGGUCUGUGAUUGUGAUUUCUUGUUUCCUUUUCCUUUCAUUUCUAGUGAUCUCAGUGCCCGUCUCCGUGAUAUUAUCAACUCGGCCACUUCUUCGCCAGAUGAGAUCAUUGAGGCGAUCAAGUCAGUAGCUUUGGCCACUGCUGAGGUUGCUGCUGCUGCAAGAGCUACUGCAAUGGAAAAAGCGGCUGCAGCUGUGAAGGCCAAGACUGCUGCCAAGAAUGCCUUAGGGUUACUAGAUUAUAUUUCAAGGAGUGAAACUGCCCGAAAGGGUUGCCCGGCCAAAACCAAAGCACGAAAGAAACACGUGGCAGUCAAGCUCUUGUAUAGGAUUAAACAGCCUGCAGGGAGCCAAGAAACUGAUGAAGAAUUGGCCCGGAGGUUGCAUCGAGCUAUGAACAGUUCCCCAAGAAUUUCAUGCAAUAAACAGAAGAAGCUUUGUGGUUCUGGGAAAGAGGAGGUUCCUAAGGGUAGUGCUGUGUCCAAUGGAAACUCAACUGCUUCAUGUGAUAAAGUUGUUCAGUUCAAUAAUGGACAUUCUGUAGAUAACUUGGAGGAAAAGAUUGUGGUGUGUUCCAAAAAUGACCUUUUUGAGAGGGAAGAGGAUGAAUCUGGCUGUUCUUUAGAAAAGCAUCAUCAUCGGUCUAUGGAUAAAGGAAGUUCUGGUGGUAAAAAAGUGAAAAUUAAGCAAAAGAAAUUGCCUUUAAGUCAAUGUAAUGCCAGGGAUCAGGGAGAAUCCAAAGAGGCUCCGAGCUUUGUGGAUCAUUCAGUGACUGAGGAAUCUGAGUUGGAUCAUGUAGAAAGACACUCAUCAUUCAACAAUGCAAAACAGUCUGAUGAUGGGCAGUUCUCGAUGAUAAUUACAUCAACAUGGAAAUGCAAGAAGCUCAAGAUGUCGCAGUGUUCUUCUGAUAGCAAGAUCUUGCAUGCUCUAUGUUCAAAUCCUUCACCUACUAAGCCCUCUGGUAUGGUUAAAGUUGAUUAGUGAGGUAACUUUAUUUUUUAGAUAGAUGUUGGUGUUGGAGCUCUUGUUAGCUUUAAAAGCAGCUGGAGAAAUGAAUAUAUGUUGAAUUUUGUGUCCUGGACAUAGAUCUGGAGAAGAUGUCUUAUGCUAUAUGGUUGCUUGUUUUAUGAUUUCAUUUCAUACAGGGUGCUUGUUUUCUGAUGUCAUGUUCUAUAGAAGGCUUGCUUCUUUUGUUAUGUUCUAAUGUAUCACUUUUUAUAUACCUUUGUGCUAUAUGUUAUUGCGAAAUUUGUUGGAGAAAAUCUAUUAUUUGUUAUUGAUGGA
Messenger RNA from Phoenix dactylifera (date palm), 1708 nucleotides. RefSeq lists its product as uncharacterized. The record is from RefSeq and is a predicted model, not a curated record. Lineage: Eukaryota; Viridiplantae; Streptophyta; Magnoliopsida; Arecales; Arecaceae.